UUGACAUGCUACAUCGUGAAGCAUGUUGAGUUUGAAAAAAAGCAAUAAAGCUUUCUUUUUUAGUGAAAUAUCACUACUUGUUCGCCAUUGCCGCUCUUGAGAGACACUGGGCUUUCUUGUCGUUGUGAAUUCACCGGUGUUCAUCAUGAUAUUCACGUUUAAAUAGAUGGUGAAUCAGAAGCAAGCUAAGUAGCUGAAGCUGCUAAAAUACCAUGUUGCCUGAAUUAUUGCAAGGAACUGAUGCCGGAGGGUUUCUUAUAAUACAAGAUUCUGUUAAUUAUUCUGGUCGACACCUCCUGUGGAGCUUCAUCAAUGCUGCACUGAACAGGGAGGAGGCUGUCCACGUGCUUGGCUUUGAGGUCAGUGAGGAAGAGCUCAAAGAUGGUCUGAAAGGAUCACACAUUCAAAGGCUACACUUUCACGAUGCAUACACUGACCCCCUUGGCUGGACUGAUCAACCAGCGUUCACAGUUCACCAGUUCUGUUUGGAGAAACUUACGCAUCUCAUCAAGCAGACAUCACAGCACAAACCUGCUACUUUAGUGAUCGACUCUCUUUCGUGGAUUCUGAGACAUCGCAGUCCUCCUGAUGUCUGCAAGACUCUCCAGCAACUUAAAAAAGGGGGAGCUGUUAGAGUGAUCAUCGGUCUGCUGCAUGCAGAUAUGCAUCAGCGGGGUAUUGUGGGAAGUGUAUGUCACUUGGCUUCUUCAGUCAUCACUGUGGCACCUGGAAUGAAGGGAGAUGAAGCGGUGGCAAAGACAACAAAGCGCUCAAAAUCAGGGAAGGUUAUGCAAGAGGAGGCGAUUUUCUGUAUCAAAGAAGAUCUUACAGUCGUCGUACAGAGUAAGCCCAGUCAUCUCGGAUCCAGACAGACAGACCCCGAGGAACAAGAGACGGACCCAACAGCCAACUUAACCUUUAACCUUCGCUUAUCGGACACAGAGCGCAAGGCCAAGGAAAAACUUGCACUUCCCUUUGUCUUCAGUAAAGAGAAGAAAUCAGCUCUGCUUCACUCAGGCCCGGGUUCAGGACGGAUUCUGUACGAGCCUGAUGCCAACGACGACUAUGACCAGGAGGAUCCUGAUGAUGAUCUUGAUGUGUAGGCUCAGGGCAUAAAUAUUAUGCAGUAUGUGUCCUCUUUGCCAUUCAUGUUGAGCAGAAUGAUCGCCUUAACAACGUCUUAAGAAGCUUUGAAGAUAUAAAAUAAUGCCUAAUAUUUCUGUUGGAAAUCUGUAUACUGUUUAUAAAAGGAUUUUAUUCAAAAGCUUUAACUAAUAAUAUUGAUCCCAUAAUUUUUUUUUUUUACAUGUAGUUUCUUCUCAUUGAAUAAAA
Molecule: messenger RNA, 1332 nt
Organism: Scomber scombrus (Atlantic mackerel)
Lineage: Eukaryota; Metazoa; Chordata; Actinopteri; Scombriformes; Scombridae
Gene: elp5
Product: elongator acetyltransferase complex subunit 5
Exons: 8
Coding region: 213-1103 (296 amino acids)
Biological process (GO): tRNA wobble uridine modification
Cellular component (GO): nucleus; cytosol; elongator holoenzyme complex
Molecular function (GO): tRNA binding
Source: RefSeq, a predicted model, not a curated record